Cyclocybe aegerita is the source of this 822-nucleotide messenger RNA. The record is from the annotation of a GenBank genome assembly. Lineage: Eukaryota; Fungi; Basidiomycota; Agaricomycetes; Agaricales; Hemipholiotaceae.
AUGCAAUUCGAGCCCACAGAAGCCCUUUUCAAGGAACUUUUGAAUGUUCCGCUGGGUUACUUACCCGAGGAUCGCGACAGGAUCCAGGAAGUCUUCGAUGGUACCGGUCGCAGCUUGAAAUGCCACAAUGAUGAUUGUCCUGGCCGAUUUGAUUAUGAACGAGUAUUCGCGAGAGAACGCAGGAAGCUGAUGUCGUGCGCAGGAUGUGAGACGGCGAGUUACUGCUCUCGCGAGUGCCAGAGGUUCGACUGGCCAAGGCACAAGGAAUAUUGUGAACCCACCCAUCCGCAACGGAGGGUGAUUCACAAACUUUCUCGCAACGUUCGGAAGCACCCUGAGUUAAUGCUCAAGUUACGCAUCGCCAUCGCCUUCAACCUCCUGGACGAACUCGACAAAUCGCCCCGCCUCGACUAUAUUCCACAUAUCGAACUCAAGAUAUAUCUUCUGCCCAUCGCUCCCACGGACAUGCUAGCCGUUCUGACUUCGCCGGAUGAAGCUGAUAUGAUUCGACUCGCCGCGGAGAAGAUCAAGGGAUAUCUGGAGGUCAUGUUCCUGUCGCGCAGCAAGACGUACCCACCCACCAGUUUUGCGUAUAAAGUCGGCGACAUGGCCUCGAUUGGUCCUGCCAUGGUUCGCCGCAUGCUGGAUACGAGCGGCAACCACGAUGCCGUCCUCGUGUACGUGCACUUCAUGUACCACGACGAAGACGUCCUGUGUGGACACCUUCCCAUUUAUUUCGAGGACAUUUAUCGAGCGCGAGUACUCCGAGCGAUUAAACAGAAAUUCCCCGAUAUCUGGGGCACGGACCCAAUGAUACAGUAG